UCCUGUGUCAUGGCGCUGCAGUGAGCUCUUUUGAGUUCAUUGCUGAGAGACCCCAGUUGUCUAGACCGCCCUUUCUAUUUUAAUUUGUUUUUGUCUUUUUCAACUGCCUUCUCUAAUUUGUCCUGGCUGCAGCGUGCACACGAAGGAUCCCGGGAGACCCUCAAGCCACGCAAUGGAAACCUUGUGCUGUGGUUUAUGUCUAAAAUACCGCCUACAUACAGUUUUGUUUGGAUCGUGGUUGGAUUAUAUCGACUUCACAGCUUUUGGUUUAGUCCUUUGAUAAGUGCACUGAAUGUGCUCUAAGAUGAUGAGACCUGGCUGGAAGGAUUUCUUUUGGGACACAUGGUGAGAAAGAGGCAAUGAGCUUGGAGGAUGUAACCGUGAACUUCACCAAGGAGGAGUGGGCUCUGCUGAAUCCAUCCCAGAAGAAGCUCUACAGAGAUGUGAUGUGGGAAACAUUUAAGAAUAUAAACGCUAUAGGAAGGACUUGGGACAGCCAGCAAAUGGAAAAAGGAUUCAGAAAUUAUUCAAGAAAGCUGAGAAAUGAAGAGGUAGCAAUGUGGUAUCAAUGUAAAACUUGCAAUCAACAUAAAAACGUAUACCUUUGGCCUUCAAAUGUUAAUGCAGACAAGACAAAAUCUGCUUUAAAUCCAGCCGAAAGUUUUGUUUGUGGAGAGCCCCUGAUUGUGCAUUUAUCACUGAAUAUGCCCAUCUUACCUCACCCUGGAGGAAAGCCACGUGAGUAUUUGGGAUUUGAUGACAAACUGAGUAAAUAUAAUGAACAUAGAAAACCCUGCAGUGAUUUCCAGUGCUUUCAGAAGCAUGCAAGGACAAAGAAUGGAGAGAAACCCUAUCAACAUGAGCAGUGCAUGAAAUCCUACUCUGAAUUUAGUGAAAGAGCUCACUCUGAAGAGAAGAUAGUUGUUGAUCAGGAAAAUGAGAAAGCCUCCAGCACCCGCACUGGUCCUCAGAUCACUGAAAGAAUUCACUCUGGGAAGAGACCAUAUGAAUGCAAGCAAUAUGAAAAAACCUGCCACACUCAAAAUUGUGAAGUUCUUGAAAGAAUUCACAUGGAAAACAAACCUUAUGUGUGCAAGCAAUGUGGGAAGACAUUCACUACCCACAAAUCUUGUCAAGUACAUGAAAGAAAUCACAUGGGAAUGAAACCUUAUGUGUGCAAGCAAUGUGGAAAAGCAUUUACCACAAAGAGUUAUUCCAAAAUACAUGAAAGAAUUCACACAGGACUGAAACCUUACUUGUGCAAGCACUGUGGAAAGGCAUUCAGUACACAUAAUAAUUGUCAAAAACACAAAAGACUUCACAGUGGGGUGAAACCCUAUGUGUGCAAACAAUGUGGGAAAGCAUUCACUACUCAGAAUGAUUGUCAAGUACAUGGAAGAACUCACACUGGGGAAAAACCUUAUGGUUGCAAGCAAUGUGGGAAAGCAUUCACUACACACCACUCUUGUCAAAGACAUGAACGCAGUCACACUGGAGUGAAACCUUAUGUGUGCAACCAGUGUGGAAAAGCAUUCACUACAAAGACUUAUUCCAAAAUACAUGAAAACAUUCACACUGGCCAGAAACUGUAUGUGUGCAAGCAAUGUGGAAAGACGUUCACUACACAGAGUCAUUGUCAAAGACAUGAAAGAAACCACACUGGGGAAAAACCUCAUGGUUGUAAACAAUGUGGGAAGGCAUUCAGUACAUUCAAUGAUUGUCAAAGACAUGAAAGAACUCACACUGGAGAGAAACCUUAUGUGUGCAGACAGUGUGGGAAGGCAUUCACUACACCCAGUAAAAGGCAAAGACAUGAAAGAACUCAUACUGGGGAGAAACCUUAUGUUUGCAAACUGUGUGGGAAGGCAUUCACGACAAACCAAUAUUGUCAAGUGCAUGAAAGAACUCACACUGCUGAGAAACAUUAUAUAUGCAGGAAAUGUGGAAAAGCAUUCACUACACACAAUGAUUGUCAAAGACAUAAAAGCACUCACACUGUGGAAAAACCUUUUAUGUGCCAGCAAUGUGGAAAAGCAUUCCAUACAAAGUCUUACUGUAAAAUACAUGAAAGAAUUCACAAUGGGGAGAAACCUUAUAUGUGCAAGCAUUGUGGAAAAGCAUUCACUAUUAGGAAUGGAUACAGAAGACAUCAAAGAAUUCACACAGGGGAAAAGCCUUAUGUAUGCACGCAAUGUGGGAAAGCAUUCACUCAACGGAGUAGUUGUAAAAGACAUGAAAGUACUCACACGGGGGAGAAACCUUAUGUGUGCAAGCAAUGUGGGAAGACAUUCACUACACAUCAGUCUUGUCAAAAACAUGAAAGAACUCAUACCGGGGAGAAACCUUACGUGUGCAAGCAAUGCGGGAAGGCAUUCACUCAAAGGAGUAGCUGUAAAAGACAUGAAAGUAGUCACACUGGGGUGAAACCUUAUCUGUGCAAACUAUGUGGAAAGACAUUUACUACACACCAAUCUUGUCAAAUACAUGAAAGAACUCACACAGACAAAAGACCAUAUGCAUAUGAGCCAUUGGGCAAAAGAUUUGCUAGUAAUUCCUCAUUUUGUAUACAUAGAACUCACCCUGAGGAGGAGCCCUAUGUAAAUCAACAAUGUGGAGAAAGAAUUCAGUGAACACAUUUUUUAUCAACUACGUGAAAGAAUUCACUGGAGAGUGACCCUAUAUAUGUAAGCCUAUUUGGAAAAAAGGGUGAAAAUUCCUCCUGUAAUGGAGACUUGUACACAUUGAAAUGUAAAAUUUGAUGUCAGUAUUUCUUCAUGGACUUUUAAGAAAAUACACUCCCAUUCUUCUAGAAUGUGUUUUGUGUUUUUUAGAAAAGUCACUUAAAAACUGAACUUCGUAGUCUUUCCUAGAAACAAUAUUGACAUAACAUAUUUUUGAGACUGAUGAUAUAGCUAAUAUGGUGAGGUAUAGUCUGAUAAAAAAUAAAUUUUAAUACUUUUUAACUGGGAUUUCCUACUAGCCUUAAUUUAAAUGUCUUGUGUAUGAUUCAUAUUCUAUAUACAAAAAGAUAGCUUUAGUUUGGUGAUAUAUUUGUAAAUGUAUACAUAUUUAGAGACAUGUAUUUUUAAAAGUUCAUAUUUUGGGGGCUGGGGAUUUAGCUCAGCAGCAUAAGCGCCUGCCUUGCAAGCAUGUGGUUGUGAGUUCAAUCUCUGGUACUGGUAAAAAUACAAAAAAAAAAGUUCAUAUUUUUCCACACAGCUUGUGGAUCACCAAAUGUAUUUUUUAUGUCCUAACUAGAUACCUGUUUAUAUCCCAACAUAAUUAUAUAAGACACAUCAGUUCACCUAUUUUGUUUCCUGUUGGUAUCAGUAUCAUGAUUUACAGAAAAUGUUUUCUUACAAUCAACAUUUUAUAUUUCAUGCUUAUAUUGUUAUAACUUGAAUUUGGUGAUUAUUUUACCACAAUUUAUACAGCAGAUGAUACUGCUAUGUGUUUCUGCUUGAAACACAUCAGAUGAACUAUACCCUGUGUAAUAAAGUUAUCUUGAACUGUAAUAGUUUAUCAGUUAUCACUUACUAGAGAAGCAGUUUUAAUGUGAGAUAUUCCAUUAUAUAAGAAUGUCUUGCAGUGUCAGUACACACGCUCAGAUGUGGAUAUAAACAGUCUGUCUGUGCACUGGAUAUCCAAACAAUCCAGUUCCAGUCCUGGAACCCACAAUUGUGCUCCCUUGAAUCUGUGUCAGAAACUGAAGUGUCUGUGCCAUAAGACUAAAUGGUCUGUCCUAUAGGCUGAAAAGCCAGUGCUGGAAGCCAGGAGAUGGCUUCCAGUGUGAGAGUGAACACCGGAAUUCCUCCACAAAUGCACAUGGGAAGCCUUUCUUUGUUUUUUUUUUUUUUUUUAUGACAUUCUGUCAACAAAUCUUAGGUCUUCCCCGUCCAUAAUUUGCUGGGCAAAUUUAGUUGGCCGUAUAGUACUCAACUUGAAACAAACCGUGAACUGACACUGUUAUGGGAGAACUGACACUGAUACGAGAAAACAUUUCAAAUCAUUGGUCAUUUGAGAAAUGUGGAAUGAAAACAACACUGAGAUCCCAUUUGAUUCCAGAAAGAAUGGCUGUCAUCAAGAAAUAAACCAAUAUGAAAUGCUGGAGGGGCUGUGGGGAUAAAAAAGGAACCCUUCUGUACUGUUUUGGGAGUAUUGAUUAGUGUAACCACUGUGGAAAUUUGUAUGAUUUUCUUCUAAAAAGUAGAAUUAGAGGUCCCUGUCAACUCACCUAUUCCCCAUCUGUGUGUCUUCCUGGAAAAAUUAAAAACAUCAUACCAUAGUCAUAUAUGUGCACAUAUGUUUAUCACAGCAUAAUUUGUAAUAGCCAGAUCUUUUUUUUUUAAUCACUACCAGGGAUUGAACUCAAGACUGCCUGCUUGCAAGUCAGGUGCUUAUGCCGUUGAGCUAAAUCCCCAGCCCCAAUAGCCAGAUCUUGAAAACAACUCAAUUGCCCAUCAACCAAAGAAUGGAUAAAUUAUGGUGUUUUCAUGCUAUGAAGUACUUUCUACUUAGCCAUAAUCAAGGAUAAACUUGAGACUUUAUAGCUAAGUGGAUUCAAGUUGAGAUUAUACCCAUAAAUGAAAUAAAUGUGACUCAAUGUUUAAACAUCAUAUUAACUCACUGAGGUGAGAAAUUGAAACUGUAAAUAAGGGCCAAAAUUUACAAUAGAUAUUGUGAAGUGGGAAGUUGUUCCAUAGAAAAGAGGAAGUAAGAUGUGGGAAUGGGGAAAGGAAGGGUAAAAGGAAAAAAAAAUACAAGACAGUUACACUACUAGUUUUUCUUCUUGUAAAAGACUUCUACUAUUGUCAUUUAGGGAGUAUUUUAUGCCCAUGUCUUAUACUCUGAGUAUGUGCUUUGAAAUAUCAAUGUGCAGUGCAUCGUUAUUCUCCUUUUAUUUGUGAAUGAAGUUGUUUAAUUUUUCCCAUAAAAUGAUAAAAAAAUAUUUAAAAAGGAAACAGCACUGACAUCCUCAAUGACUUAUGAGCGUAAAAAAGCUCCUUAGUAGUUAUUUACCUUUGAAUAUUUACUUCAUAGGACCUCAAAAUUAAAGGUGGUGCACCUUACUUUUACAUCUUGACUAUUUGUUGACUUUCCCUUCAUGACAUCUCCUAUUGUGUUAUUUUUCUUUUUCUAAAAUCUCAAUGCAGCACUUUGUUCAAUAUUGUAUCUUUGAAGAACUUAAGUUUGAAGUAUGUAUAUAAUAUUCAGACAUUUUCAGUGCUUAUAAAACAGAACUGAUACCUAUUCCAAAUAUAGUUAAGUUAUAAAAUAUUGCAAAUUUAGGUCUUCCUUGAAAUCUGAAUUACAAAUAUUUUCUGGGUUAUAACAGAGAAAAAGUAAAAAUUACAGAAAAAUGUUAACUUUAGAAAUCUGUUAUUUUUUUCCAUGCUGAAAACAUUACCAGAAAUCAUUCCUAAUAAGCAUGUACUUUACCAGUGAGAUAUUUUUCUAGACCUCUCUAUGUUUUAGAUGCAAAAUAGUUAUUAUAUUAGCACUCCAGGUCUCUUUCUGAUCACCUGUGAUCCAAUCACACAGGAGAGAGAGACAAGAGGGUCAGUAUAAAUUCAAACCCAGUCUGGGCUACAGAAUGUGUUCAAUGACAUACUUACCUGCAUAUCAAGGCCCUGUUUCUAAAACACAGGAAUAGUUUUUCCAUCAGUCAUAAAAAGUUCACUGGGCAUGAUGGCACAGGCCUAUACUCCCAGCAUUUGGGAGGCUGAGGCAGGAGAUCGUUGCAGGUUCAAGACCAGCCUGAACUGUGUAGUGAAACCCUGCCUCAAAAAAAUAAAAAGUUUCUAAAUCUAUGUAAUUUAGUGUCAAAUGUUAGUGGUUUUAUUUUUUGUCUUCCAUUUAAAUGUUUUUUGUUUUUCUUUGUGUUUUUUUGUUUUUGAGACAGGCUCUUGCUGUGCAGUGCAGGGUACCCUUGAAAAUGCUCGGUCCAGGUGGGAUUGAAACUCACAUCGAUCUUGGCUCUAGAGUGCUGGGAUUGCAGGCAGGAGUCACUGCACCUGGCUGUCACUCAAUCUUGUGAUGAAGGUUUGGUCCUCAGCAUGCUGCACUACUUGAAGACACAGGAAAUUUUAUGGUGCGCAAUCAGUGGAAAGCAUAUGUCAUUAGCUGUGUAUCCUCUUAGGGGACAACAGAGAACAGUCCUAAACUAAUAGGGCUGUAGAAACUGGACACAAAGCUCUGACAUGCUGUCCAUGUUUUUAAUAAAUUCAUCUCAGACAUUCAUCACAGCAAUGUGUAGCCAACAGAAAUGUUUUCUAUAUGCAUAUUAAUCCUUUCUCUCGGAAAUGUCUUUCAAAUUAUUUUUUCCUCUUCAGAUUGAUUUAUCAAUAUUUUGUUCUUCAUUUAAAUCCAAAUUUUACUUGAUACUGUCCUUCAAAUUUUACAGUAUUUUUAUCCUAUAAUUCUAUACAUAUUUAUUUUGCAUUUCUCAAUAGGCAUAUUAAAAGAUCACUGGUUUUUUUAAGGUUAAUGACAUUCUGUUUUGCCAAAUUUCUUCAUCAAUUAUAUGAUUUUUUGGUGGAAUCAUUUUCUGCAUCAGCGAAUAUAUCAUCUGGAGACCAGGAAAAUUUAAUUUGUUCUUUUUUUUUUAAUUCAUUUUCACUGCAUGAUUCAGGCUGGCUUUAACUGUGUAGCUCAGCGCAGCAAUCCCUCUGCCUCAGUCUCACAAGGCUGAGAUAUUUGCCACUCUGUCUGACUUUGACUUGUUCUCAAUUUGUGUAUUUUUUUCUUUUUCUUUAUAUCUGCCUAGGAUUUUGAAGACUUAAGUUUAAUACAGGACAUGACAGUGGAAAUGUUUAUAUUUUUUAUCUCAAAAUUUAAACAUUUUGUAUUCAUCAGGAUGUUAUUUGUGUACUUGUCAUAUAUCACUAUCUCAGUCUCUACUUAUCUGUGUGUUCAUUCUUUAUUUCAGGAUAUACUAGUCUUUAUCAAAUUUCUUUAGAUUUUUAAAACUCCAGUUUUUAAUUCUUUAAGAAUGCCUUUUCUAGGAGCUCUAACGGAUAUAACAGCAAGUGUGUUUGGGGGUGUUAAAUAGCUGACUUUAUCAAUGUUUUUGGAACAUUGAACACAGCUGUUUGCAGUCUCCCUGUUUGAAUGUCCACCUUGUGUUCUUUGAUACUGUGAUUUGAGGAACUAUUUUCAAGAAAAUAGUGUGUAAUCUACUAGCAGGUAAUUUCUUACUGUUAUGGUUUUUUGUUUUGUUUUGUUUUGUUUUGUUUUGUAGUUCUGUAUUGCGUGUACCCUUACGCCGCUUUGGUUUGUUUUGUGUUUUUCUCUUUUUCCUCUUAAAUUAAAAAAAAAAAAAAAAAAAGAAUGCCUUUUCUGUCUGCAUGGGGAUCUGGAGGAGACUACUCAGCAGGAGGUGCAUGCCCUCCUGUGAACCCACAGAUGCGCAGCCUGGAAAACCAGAAGAGCAUCUCCCACCCUGUAAGCAGCUGGCUGAUCCUGAGGACUGGGUGAAAUGAACACAGCUGAUAUUAAAAGGACAGCUCGAUUCUUAUGUUGUUUGGUUGACUUUGCAGGCCUGGGGCUGGUGGUCUGGGCGUUGUCUAGUUAGAGGAUGUUAAUGUACCUUGUGACACUGGGGGGAAUUUCCCUCCGCUUUGUUUUUGAAAUCCAAUGUUUUGUUUCAUUUUACUAUUUUGUUGUUCUUUCUGGUAACCUAAGCAAAUAUUGUGAAGAUAACAAUAUGCAGUGUAACAACCAUUGCUAAAUUACUGUCAUCUUAUUUUGAAAACCUAUAUAGCUACUGUUUAUUUGUUGUUGUUCCUGUCAUUUUGCUUUUGUUGGUUUUAAAGUUUGUUUGCAUCUUGAUUUUUCUGUUUUUUCUUUCUUUUAUUUAAAAUUAAAAAAUGUACAGUAGUUAUUGUGAAUUGGGAAGAAACUUAAAAAGAAAAGACAAAUUGAUAGAGGAAAGAAAGAAUAGGUAAAAGGAAAAAUAUAUAUUAUAUACAAAAUAAUUAAGGUAGUUAUAUAGCUAGCUUCUGUUUAUUCCUUGAAAAGAAUAUUUUGUGCUAAUAUUGUUUAGACAUUAUGCUAAUAUCCUGUACUCUGCAUAACUAUAAGGUACCAAUACACAAUGUAUCAAGUGUUAUAACUGUCUUACUACCUAGUUUUGAAACUGGUUUUCAUUGUUAUUUGUUUUUCUGUUUAAAAUAAAAUUUAAAAGAUUGUGUUUUCAAAGUCUAUUGA
Cavia porcellus (domestic guinea pig) is the source of this 8208-nucleotide messenger RNA. Its product is annotated as zinc finger protein 14-like. Gene Ontology annotation, molecular function: DNA-binding transcription factor activity, RNA polymerase II-specific; RNA polymerase II cis-regulatory region sequence-specific DNA binding. Lineage: Eukaryota; Metazoa; Chordata; Mammalia; Rodentia; Caviidae. The coding region runs from base 360 to 2630 and encodes 756 amino acids. Gene Ontology annotation, biological process: regulation of transcription by RNA polymerase II. The record is from RefSeq and is a predicted model, not a curated record. The transcript has 5 exons.